Messenger RNA from Sinocyclocheilus grahami, 1465 nucleotides. Its product is annotated as ras-related protein Rab-13-like. The transcript is spliced from 8 exons. Gene Ontology annotation, molecular function: GTP binding; GTPase activity. Lineage: Eukaryota; Metazoa; Chordata; Actinopteri; Cypriniformes; Cyprinidae. The record is from RefSeq and is a predicted model, not a curated record. The coding region runs from base 530 to 1129 and encodes 199 amino acids.
UCAGUAUCUGUGUGUCAAUGGUGCCCUCUGUCGACAGAUGCGUUUCUCGGUUCUACUCAGCACUGUUUUAUUAAACCUCUCCCUCCCUCGACGUCAGCUUUUGGGAACUCGGGCAAGGGAAAGUUUAGGGAGAACAAAAGUCCGCUGUUGUCUAUGUAUGGAUGAAUGCUGAAAGCCUGGCGUACAGGAGAGAAAAGUAGCGCAGUGCGGACCGAAAUGGCGAACGCGUGGCAUCCGCACUGAAAACAUCGCCACAGACCAUAGACGCGUUAAAAGGGCUGUGAGCAAACUUUUCCACUUUUGUUUUUAUGGAAUUGUUUACCUCUAAUCUGGACGAACAGAUGCAACAAAGCGAAACUUGAGUUCACCGCUGACAGUUUUCCAAGGAAAGAAAAUCCAUGAAGUUUCAAACGAGAAGGACAUUAAUCAGACGGAAGGAUUUUAAGAAGGUUGCGCGUUACUGAGUGUUAGGAACAAGUAGGGGGGAAAGUCAUCUAAAACUUGCUAAAAGAGCUGGGUGAAACGAACAAUGGCAAAGAAAUACGACUUCCUCUUUAAAUUAUUGCUUAUUGGCGAUAGUGGUGUUGGCAAGACCUGUUUGAUCAUCCGUUUUGCAGAGGACAAUUUUAAUUCAACGUACAUAUCAACCAUCGGUAUUGACUUCAAAGUGAAGACCAUUGAGUUUGAGGGAAAGAAAGUCAAACUGCAAGUCUGGGACACAGCAGGACAGGAGAGGUUUAAGACCAUCACUACUGCAUACUACAGAGGGGCGAUGGGCAUUAUCCUUGUGUAUGACAUCACUGAUGAAAAAUCCUUUGAGAAUAUUCAGAACUGGAUGAAGAGCAUCAAAGAAAAUGCAUCAGUAGGUGUAAGUCGGAUGUUAAUGGGUAACAAGUGUGAUAUUGAGGCCAAAAGGAAAGUGUCAAAGGAGAUAGGUGAGAAGCUUGCAAAGGAACAUGGUAUUCGAUUCUUCGAGACUAGUGCAAAAUCGAGCAUCAACGUUGAGGAGUCUUUUGCUGCUCUUGCACGAGACAUUUUGCUGAAGUCAAAUAAGAAGCCAGGUCCCACUGGUCGUGAGGUUAAACUUACCAGCACAGAGAAAAAGUCUUCCAAAUGUCUUCUUCUUUAGAUAUGCUUUUAUACAGAGGACGGUCUCACUACACACAAACACAUACACACAAUCACAUACAGUAACAUUGCAGUGUUAAUGCCAGAUAAUAAUUUGCAAAGUGAAUAUGGAAUGCUAAUAGGAAGUGGUUUCAAAGUAUGAUGGCACUAGUAAGAUAAGAAAUACAUGAUACGAGAUAUGAAACAGGGUACAGCUUUCAAGUAGUUAGAGGAAAAUCACUUUUUUUUUUUUUUUACUUCGUUUAUAUUUUCGCACUACACAACAAAAACAGUGACUUGGCUACAAUCGAGACAAUGUUGGUUUGACUUGCUCAAGUUUUGCUCAGUCAAAAUGGAU